This is a messenger RNA of Acanthaster planci (crown-of-thorns starfish), 5045 nucleotides long. It is a transcript of the gene cfap61, whose product is annotated as cilia and flagella associated protein 61. The record is from RefSeq and is a predicted model, not a curated record. NCBI's taxonomy places the organism in Eukaryota, Metazoa, Echinodermata, Asteroidea, Valvatida, Acanthasteridae.
GCCAAGGAGGAUACGCUCUACGAAUGGAAAGGACGGAAGUUUUUCACCGAUAUUUUCACGUAAACGCAUAAAUCUUAGAUCCAGCAGAGAGACACGAAGUUGUUCCUGUUGCUUCAAUGACAUCUGAGGCUCUUCAUAAUAUAAUUUCAUGUAGGAUUUCAACCGAAUCCAUUAACCAUUCACAAUGACUGCUGUGCUGAUGUCAGCUAAUGGUCCAGCUGAGGUCAUCAAUGCCCGCCGUACUGAGUCAUUAGAUGCUCCCAGCAUCCUGAAGCUGGUUGGACCAUCCACUGAACCCCAGUUUGGUCUUGUCAAUGUUGUAAACCUUAUUGAGAAGGCUGUAUUGGCAGUGACUCUGAAUAAUGACAAGGACCAGAUCCUUGCCCAGUCGGCCUUCUUUGAUUACCCCAAUUUGCCCGAUGUUGACCCUGCCAAGUGGCAGGACUGGCUCAACACGUACUUUGACUGCCAAGAGUGCACGCCUUUGAACACCUUGUUUAUGCACUACUUUGUAGCUAAACAGGAGUUCUCGCAUGGAAGUGCAAGAGAAAUUAUUCGCACCGUCUUCAAUGCGGUACCAGAUAUCCACUUCUUGUAUCUCGUCGUGCCCAGUGGCAUUUACCCAGAGCCCGCCCUGGCCGAAAUCUUCAAGCCCCUGGACAAGAAGUUUGGGGCCAAGCCCCUCGAGAGCCACUCUGUGUUUGUCUGUCACAGGCACGACCAUUGUCCAGUGCUCUUUGUGAGAAAAGCCAGAGUGGAAGAUCACGACGAUCUCACCCCCAUCUUCAAUCGUCAGAGUGACAUGCUGAAGACUACAUAUGGAGAUUACUUCCUGGCAGAGCUGAUAGAAUCCCAGGAUGAAGAUAACCAUGCCAUCAUUGUGGAGAGUGAGGGCACCGCUGUAGGCUUCAUGAGCAUCUCCAGGAACAUCAACCUCAACCUGCUGAACAGCUGCUUUGAGUUGGGUCCCUUCCAUGGUCUCCGCAAGCCCCACCCAGACGAUAUCCUUGUGCCUCCUACCCCUCCCCCACAAGAGGAGCAGCCGGUCAUGGAAGAGGAUCAGGAAGGGAGACAGAGCGGCAUAGACAAACCCAUCUCUAGAUCAAGCUCCAUCUCCAGCAGGAAGGGCGAUGGCACUGUUGUACCGACCCCGUCUACUGCAGCCAGGCCAGGCAGUGGCAGCAAGGCAACACCUGCUGCAAGCACCUUGCCUUCCCAGGGCACUCCAGCACAGCCACCCAAGCCAGGAACCAGUGCUAGUGGCGUUGAGUCAGCCGAUGUGAAGAUUCAUACCAAGUUGAGCGAUGCACACAUGGCAAGUGUUGCUUCACUACUGAGUGAGCAGGAAGAUGUAGAAUCCAUCAAAUCCACUGGAUCAAAGAAAUCUGUGUCAGUUCAUUCAGUGCCGGAGAAUGCUGAAGUAGCCCCACUCUUACCAGAGCUGAGCCCCACCCCAGAGCCUGCAGUCCCCACCCCCAGGUUUGACCCUGUGUAUCAAGGGGAGUCGAACAGUUUCAUCAUCCAGCUGUUCUGCAUUGACGAAAAAUAUGAGAUGAGAUCCUUGGAUUUUCUGCCGAUGGCAUUCUCCCUGUUUCCUGACAGGGAUUUCUGCAUCCUCACCAUGCCCCACAUGGUGCCCGAGUUUCCUCUUUUGCAGAGCUUUGUGCGAGUGACCCCCAAGUGCCCCAGCAUCCUGCCCCAGGAGCUUUACGUCUUCAAUCGCUGCGGCCUUCUCCAGUCCUUCCAGGUCCGUCCUGCCUGCACCAGCGACCAGCCAGGGGUGGAGGAACUGAUCCAAUACAUUGACAACAAGGAAGGCCUGAUGGCAGACUUCAGGCAGUACAGCAAGGCCAGGAGAGAUCCUGAUGGCACGCCAUUGCAGGCCUACGUUGCCACCUGUCUGAACCAGGUUGUGGGUGUGGCCAUUACUCGGCAGGAGGAGGACAUUGAGUACAUCCGCUCCCAUUACAACAUCGAGGACUUCAUCUACUUCAACCACCACCGGCGGGACGAGCACGGCCACCUCCAUCACCUUGCACUCAAUCCCAUCUUCCAGCAUCAGACCAAAUUCUUGAUGAAAGAAGUCUUGAGGCAGGCCCACUUCACCUGUCUCUACUAUCCCGUCUACCCUGCUUAUGCAUCCCAGGAAGUACGAAGCAAGCAUUCAUUGGUAACUAGCUUGAACUACAUGGUUCCAGUGCGAGCCAGGAGACAGAUUGAGUAUCCGGUGGAACAGCUAGGCGGUAAUGCCCCCUCUGAGAGAGUCCUCAAGGAACAGGAGAAGUACGCCCUCAGUCACAUGAACCGCAAGUUGACCCUUGAACCCAAGGUCACCAUCAACGCUCGGAUUGUCGUUGUCGGGGCUUCAGACGUUGGCAUGGCCUUUCUGGAGACUCUGGCAUUUUGCCCACACCUGCGCUUCAACAACUUGAUCCUGAUCUCCCCCAAUGGUCUGCCAGGGGAACUGGCCCCUGACCCCAUCCGGGCCAACUUCCUGUCCACCAGCCACUGCUACUCCCAGGAUCGGCUGGCCCAGAUAUCGCUGCGCUCUUGGAUCAAUGUGGUCGCAGCCCAGAUGGUGGCCAUUAACAGAGGUAGCAAGUAUGUCAAAGUAGCUGGAGGAGCCAAGGUGCCAUACGACCAUCUGAUCUUGUGUACUGGGCAGCAGUACCAGACCAGCUGCCCGACGGGGGCGGAUACAUCUCAGCUUGUCACAAACGCCUCCUUACCCCAGAAGCCCGAUGCCCGCUACACAGGAAGAGUGCCCAAGAAUGUCUUUGUAGUCAAUGAUGAGCAUGACGCUGCCCGGGUGCUUAAAUGGCUGAACAAGCACUUUGUGAAUGUUGAAGGCAAGGCCAUCGUAUACGGACGCACCCUAGAUGCCUACUCUGCUGUCCAGUCACUGCUUGCUAUUGGUGUGCCAGGCUUGCGCAUCUGCUUUGUGCAACCACCCCUCGAGUACAGCAUCACCUGUUUCAACAACGCUCAGGUUGAGAAGACAGUGCAUGAAGCCAUUGAGGCGCAGGGUGUACAGAUGUUUGAUGGCUUCUACCUCGCCCAGUGGAAUGAUGGGAAGGGAGGGGACGAGGUCUACUGUGCCUCCUUCACCUCGGACACCAAGCCCAUCAAGCUGGAAUGCUCUGCCUUCCUCUGCUUCAACAACAAGGCAGUUGAUUAUGAUGCUUUCAAAGCCAUCAAUGACAGUUGCCUGGUGUUUGAUGGCAAGUUAGUCAUCGAUGCCAACUUCCACACCAAUGACCUGUCUAUCAGAGGUGCUGGACCACUGACAAAAUUCCAACGCAAAUACCACGCUGACCAAUGGUCCCAUGCCAACUUCAAUUCCAAGGAGGUCGGGAGUGCCCUGGCGUCCACCAUGCUGCGACUGUUUGACCCCACCUUGGAAACGGACAUUGCCCCACCUGUGGAGCCAAUGCCCCUCAUCCCCAUCUACACCGAGGCCAAGGUGCAAGGGGCGUACCUGCCGGGCGGGUUGAACUACCUGCACAUCGGCAAGCCCAGCCUGGACACCCCUCUGGAGGCAGACAUGGCCCAGCUGGAUUAUGGACGUGUGUUGAUGACAGGAGACCAAGAAGGUUCCUCUCAGGAUUAUUUUAGGCUUCACAUCAACCAAUACAACAAGAUCCAGACUGUUACUUGUCUGGCAAAGGAGACCAUCGACACCAGCAACCUUCUGUGCCUGUAUGACCUCCACGAGCGCUUCCUCAACAACCUGGUGUCACGGUUUGACGAGGGCCUGAUCCCUGACCUCUAUAGCUUUUUCCGGGAGACCUGGUGCCUGGCCAUCUUCCAUGACCGCUUCCCGGACUUCCGGCAGGAGAUUCGAGAACUCCUGGUGCAGAGACCUGCUGUGGAUGUCACUUCUCUUGAGGAAAAGGUCAGACAGCUCAUUGAUCAAGACCUUGAGCUGGAGAAACGAGAGCGCAAAUACUUGGAGGAGCAUUUUGAGAGCAGCAGCAACAAGCGAUCCCUGGAGACACGUCUCCUGAGCUUCCUGAGUUACAACUACUACCACCUGCCCAUGUAUGCCAAACCGGGGAUGGUCUGAAUCUUAGCAGGACAAUGCCCCCCUACCCGCAUUGUGCUUAGCAAGCCCCUUUGGAAAUAUGAAGGGAAAAGUAUUCUGGUGGGACUUCCUCUAAUGGGUUUGAAUUUUAUCCAUUGCCGAAGUUAUAUCCACUAUUACAAGUUUAGUAAUGGCAGUACCAAGGUUCAAGAGUUUUUUAAAAGACAAAGCUAAGCACAAAAUACUAAGUACAUGUAAUUAUUUGCCUUUUAUGAGUGGUUCUGAGAAUUUGUAAAUUAAUUUGCUAAACUGAAAAUGGGACUUUUGUUUAAAAAAAGGCCUCAUCAAACAAGCAUUGCUUUCAAUAUAAUUUUGAAAAAAGUUUGAACGGUAAAGGUCCAGUCUUAGAGAAUCGUCUUCAAAAAUUUGCUUUGAAUGCAGUAUUGGCAAAUAGACUACUCAGAGCUGGGGAGAAAAAGGCCAUGGUGUUAAUCUGACAAGGAAAUUGGCUGGGAAUGCCAAUUCUACAAACAGUGGUUAGUUCUUGUGUAGAUUAGGUUCCUUGUGGCUGGCUCAGUGUGACUGGAAUUCCAUAGAGUUUUGUGCAUUAUUAGAAGAAAAGCUCCCAAGAAAAAAGUUUUUUCCUUCUCUUUAUUGCUUUUGAGUUAUACCGUCCAGAAAGUAUACAAGUAUGGAAUACUUGGAUUUUUCACAAAUGAUAUCAAAGUCAUAUUCUCAGUUACAGAAACUAAUAUGAUUAUUUUGCUGAGUAUAAAACAUGAGGGUAUAGAUCCCCCAUGCAGAACCUUUAAAAUGUAGCCUCAUAAUGCAUAGUGAGUGUUAACGACCGUACAUUGUGAUUUUUUUGUAAACUGGUAAAAGUAACUGUAUGAUAUUUGUGUGCAUUUGUCUGCAAAAUGACUUGGGUAAUUAAAUAUUCUUUACGCUGUACAAGGUUUGAAGCUGAGUGAAAGGUGUGUACAUACUUGCAAUAAACUACACCGUUUUUGUUUUAAUGAAA